AUGAUUAAUAUUCUUUUUUUCUUUCUUUCUUUCUUUCUUCUGAAGCUUUUCAAGGUUCUUUCUGCUGACAUCAUUGCUUCUUUUUCUUUCCUUCUUUUUAAUCACUGUGAUUUUUUCCUUCUUUUCUUUUUCUUUUCUUUCUUUCUUUCUUUCUUUCUUUUGAAGCCUUUCAAGGUUCUUUCUGCUGACGUCAUUGCUUCUUUUCUUUCCUUCUUUCUUUCUUUCAUUCUUUUGAAGCUUUUCAAGGUUCUUUCUGCUGGCGUCAUUGCUUCUUUUUCUUUCCUUCUUUUUAAUCACUGUGAUUUUUUCCUUCUUAUCAUCAUUUCUUUUGUUUGUUUCUUUCUUUCUUUUGAAGCUUUUCAAGCUUUUCAAGGUUCUUUCUGCUGGCGUCAUCCUUCUUUUCUUUCCUUCUUUUUAAUCACUGUGUUUUUUUUCCUUCUUUUCUUUUUCUAUUCUUUCUUUCUUUCUUUCUUUCUUUUGAAGCCUUUCAAGGUUCUUUCUGCUGACGUCAUUGCUUCUUUUCUUUCAUUCUUUUUAAUCACUCUUUUCAAGGUUCUUUCUGCUGGCGUCAUUGCUUCUUUUUCUUUCCUUCUUUUUAAUCACUGUGAUUUUUUCCUUCUUUUCUUUUUCUAUUCUUUCUUUCUUUCUUUCUUUCUUUUGAAGCCUUUCAAGCCUUUCAAGGUUCUUUCUGCUGACGUCAUUGCUUCUUUUCUUUCCUUCUUUUUAAUCACUGUGAUUUUUUCCUUCUUUUCUUUUUCUAUUCUUUCUUUCUUUCUUUCUUUUGAAGCCUUUCAAGCUUUUCAAGGUUCUUUUUCUGCUGGCGUCAUUGCUUCUUUUCUUUCCUUCUUUUUUAAUCACUGUGAUUUUUCCUUCUUUUCUUUUUCUAUUCUUUCUUUCUUUCUUUCUUUUCUUUUGAAGCCUUUCAAGGUUCUUUCUGCUGACGUCAUUGCUUCUUUUCUUUCAUUCUUUUUUAAUCACUGUGAUUUUUUCCUUCUUAUCAUCUUUUCUUUUCUUUCUUUCUUUCUUUCUUUUGAAGCUUUUCAAGGUUCUUUCUGCUGGCGUCAUCGCUUCUUUUUCUUUCCUUCUUUUUAA
Messenger RNA from Acanthosepion pharaonis, 1092 nucleotides. The record is from the annotation of a GenBank genome assembly. NCBI's taxonomy places the organism in Eukaryota, Metazoa, Mollusca, Cephalopoda, Sepiida, Sepiidae.